UGAAAUCGUCACCGAAAUUCAGAAAAUACAUUGCAAGAAAUGCGGAGACAAUGUUGAAAGAAAACGUUCUUGUGUUUUUUUCUUGCAUGAUGACUCUUAGCUCAGCAACUUGGACUGCCAUAGAUGUUAGCACUCUUUUAUCUUCAUCUUCGUUCACCAGCUAUGACAAGCGUAUUCGUCCACGGGUAACACAAACGGACGUUGUAGAUGUGUAUAUUAAGUUAGGACUGACAGCCAUAACUGGGUUAGAUGAGAUUGGUGGGACUCUUUAUUUAGUGGGUUAUCUUGAUGCGACAUGGAGAGAUGAUCUUAUUGCGUGGAACACCGGGAAUGUUGAUCAAACUAUACUAUCACACAACGAUAUAUGGACACCAGCCAUGACGUUAUACACGUCAGUCAGCUCCCUCUCUGAACUCGGCGCCUCUGACGAUCCCGUUACAAUCCUUAAAGAUGGAACCGUGAAUUGGAAACCAGGCCUGAUUAUAGAGAGUGGUUGUGCUAUUGACGUGAGCUACUAUCCAUUUGAUACACAAACAUGCUCCGUGACUUUCCUUCCUUGGCAGUACACCAGUGACCUUGUGCAUCUAAUGCCAAAUGCUACAACAGUUGAUACGUCGCUACUACAGGAAAGUUCAGAGUGGGAUUUGACAGAAACAACAGUGACAAAUACGUCAGGGGUUUUCACAGAAGUUACAUUUAAACUGACACUAAAGCGACGUCCUCAAUAUUUCAUCCUUAACAUGGUCCUUCCUAUAAUUCUCAUUGGCCUCCUGAACGGGUUUGUCUUUGUGAUGCCUUUUGACCAGGGAAGAAUCGGUUUUAUUAUUACAGGAUUCCUCUCCAUUGGAGUCUUUUUAACCGUUAUAGCUAACACUCUUCCAAAAUCGUCAAAUCCCAUGUCUCUGUUGGCCUACUUCAUCAUCUGGCAGCUCAUGCUUGGCGCGCUUUGCACGCUCGAGGCUAUUCUCACUUUAAAGAUCUACCAUCGCCAUGGUAAGAUGCCUCUUCCUUCUCCUCUGAAGAAAUUUCUGUCCAUCCUCUGGUGCUAUCCAUGCCGUGGUAAAAGCGUGGAAGAUGAGAAACCACCAAAAGGCUACACCUUCUACAGAAAACGCUACCAGCUUCAUUCCGUAUCGGUAUUCGUCAAGGAAUUCAAAAUGAAAAGAAAAGCAGAUGAUAAAGAUAACGCAGAACUAAAAGAGAAACCAGAACCGAAAGUUUCAUGGAAGACACUCGGGAGUACCCUAGACAUAUUCUUUUUCCUUGUAUUUAUCGUCCUCAACAUUGCUAUCUAUAUGAUGUUCCUGGUUCCUUUGGCUAAUGCGGCAUAAGAUGACAAUACCAAAAUGGCAUACAUGUUUUCAUAUUUUGGAAAUGAUAGAUGUUUUUAUAUAUAACUUUCGCAUUAUGAAUUUUAAAUGCUCAUCUUUGAUUUUGUGAUAUUCUCUUCAUAAAUAUUGUUAAGAAUGAAAUAAAAUCUGUCAUAGUCAA
This is a messenger RNA of Ostrea edulis (European flat oyster), 1491 nucleotides long. RefSeq names its product acetylcholine receptor subunit alpha-1-B-like. NCBI's taxonomy places the organism in Eukaryota, Metazoa, Mollusca, Bivalvia, Ostreida, Ostreidae. Gene Ontology annotation, biological process: monoatomic ion transmembrane transport; chemical synaptic transmission; regulation of membrane potential. The coding region runs from base 51 to 1331 and encodes 426 amino acids. The record is from RefSeq and is a predicted model, not a curated record. Gene Ontology annotation, cellular component: membrane; synapse; neuron projection. The transcript has a single exon. Gene Ontology annotation, molecular function: neurotransmitter receptor activity; extracellular ligand-gated monoatomic ion channel activity; transmembrane signaling receptor activity.